This is a messenger RNA of Apodemus sylvaticus (European woodmouse), 1908 nucleotides long. RefSeq lists its product as uncharacterized. NCBI's taxonomy places the organism in Eukaryota, Metazoa, Chordata, Mammalia, Rodentia, Muridae. The record is from RefSeq and is a predicted model, not a curated record. Gene Ontology annotation, molecular function: actin binding. The transcript has a single exon. Bases 1 to 1908 code for a protein of 635 amino acids.
AUGUCAUUUAAUGAAGAAAUUUUGAAAGAACAUCUAAAUAAAUCAGGGACAAUUACUGAAAUUAAAGAUGAAUUCAUAUAUAUAAUUUUGGCAUCAUUAAGCAAAAUAGUGAGACAAGUAAAUAAUCUAGAUAGGUUUACUGAGGUUUUGCUUGGAAAACUUGAUAAAGAGAUUCAUGACCUCUCUUUUAAACUUAAGAUUUUACAAGAAAAUAUAAUUCAGUUAACUAAUGCUAUUCACAAAAUUCCAAAUGAAGUGUUAUCUAUGCAAGUUUGGAAAUCAAGAAAGACUUUUUCAAAGGUAACUAUUGAAACACAGCAAGUAUACUCAUGUACAUCAUUACCCAUUAAAAUCUUUGAAAAAAACAGUGCUAAUAUACCAAUACCACUUCUUACAAUGCCUGAGUAUUACCAAAAAAACUUGGAAGAUACAAGUUCUUCCAAUGGUCCCUUCCACCCAUGCUUUUAUUGUUCAAAACUUUUUAAAGAUAGCAUAUCUAUGAGUAAAGGACAAACAAGUGAGAAGACACACAUAGAGAACCAAAAUAUCAACCAUGCUGGUGAUUUCAAAAAUGUGCUACAAUGUCAAAUCUUGAAAAAACAUAUCCCUUUGGCUCACAUUCCAGCCUCUGGUAGUGAGGAAUCACAUUCAUACUUAGAUCAAUAUGAUUGUGGCUCUUCCAUCUAUAUUUUCCCACCAAAUAGAAACAAGUGUCAAGGAAGAUCUGUAGCAAACAUCUUUCUUGGUGAGCAGGACCAGCUCCACUACUGCAUUGGGCACAUAAGCAAUUCACGUCCCCGUGUCCUUUAUGGAACUGGUAAGGGGGAUUUGGUGCUUAGCCGACAACCAGCUCUGACUCAUUAUAAAUCCAAUGUAUUUGUCAACCCACUGGCCCCAGAAGCACCACCAUUGCCAUAUAAUUGGCUCAUUAAACUUCUCCGUUCUAAAAGGCCAUCUGCUCAUGGAGUUCUAAGCUCAAUAAGAUCAAGAGGAACCUCUUCCUUACUUGUUUUGGGAAGAACUACUACAUUACCAUCUGCUUGCUCUAAGAGCAAUUGUAACAUAGAUCUAACAAUGUCACCCAAAGUUGAGUUCACUGCAACAUCAAAAUCACUUGAAUGUUAUGAGCUUCUUAAACGCUGUGGUCUAAAUCCACAGGAUCUGGAUCAGAAGAUCCCUCUACUUUUUUAUCCUUCAAUCAUUCCACUGAGAAAACAGUCAUGGGAUUCAGUUAUAGAUCUUAUUGACUCUUCUUUCAUUGUGAAAGCACAAUCCAUAAAGUCUUCUUUUCCAAAGUCACCAAGAUCUCCAUCAAAAUCAAAAUCUGUACAUGGAUCACUACCACAAAUUCCAAUUACAAAUACAAUAAGGACUUCUAGUGCCCAGUUAACAAGAUCUUACAGGGUACCUCGUCGUUCUUUUUCAGUACUUGCUUCACCAAGUCCCAAACCACAAAUAUCUUUAAAUCCACUACCAAAGCGUUCUGUGAGUCACUUAACAAAACUUAUUGAAGCACAGUCAAGAUUACCCAUGAAACAUUCAAAAAGACUUUUAUACCCACCACAAGCAAAACUAUCAGGCUUCACUUCAUCCAAAGUUUCUACUCUACAGUCAUCCUUGUCUUCUAUGAAAUCGUCUAUUUCAAGCCAUAGAGCUCUAGCAAUAAGGCAGUAUGCAAUAGAGUCAGCAUAUGCCAGUCUCAUGCAAAACCCUUCAAUCCUGCCAAUAAUGACAAAAGCAAGGAGAGCACUGAUGGAAGCAAUAAGAAAAGGUAUUAAACUUCGCAAAACUCGACCAAGAGCUGAAAGUGAGGACCCUGAAAAUGAAGCAGAAAUGAUCCGGGUCCGUCGUAAAGCAAUGGGGUAUCAUUCAGGAAAGUCAGAUAGCGAGACUGAAUGGGUUGAAUAA